Messenger RNA from Macrosteles quadrilineatus (aster leafhopper), 4173 nucleotides. RefSeq lists its product as uncharacterized. The transcript is spliced from 3 exons. NCBI's taxonomy places the organism in Eukaryota, Metazoa, Arthropoda, Insecta, Hemiptera, Cicadellidae. The coding region runs from base 126 to 1535 and encodes 469 amino acids. The record is from RefSeq and is a predicted model, not a curated record.
CGACGUGUGACACCUCAGUAGUCAACAGUCAGUGUGUGCGUGACAAAGUGAUAGUGUGUGCGACAAGUCAUGGACCGACGGACGAUAUCAAUCUAAGAAGAUGAGGAGCCAGCUAGCCAGAUGAGAUGGUGGUUCUCUCCCAGUGGCUGUGGCUCACUGUCGGCUGGCUCACGUGGACCGUGCCCGGCUUAGACGCUUCACUCUGCGAUUCUGGCUCACAAUGUAACUGUAACCUGGGCAAACUUACGUGCGACUGUUCCACGUCCUUUCUCAAGGAAGUGGUGCUGAAGAAGACGUCUCUUGAUCCAACCCUCAGCAGCAUCAGUAUAGCCAACUGUCUCCACGUGCAUGUGCAGCCCAACGCUCUAUCACACUUGCCUAGUUUGCAACAAGUCAGUGUUGCCAACGUAAAACAAGUUACUUUAGAAGAAAACGCCUUCAGUUGGACCACGAGCACUCCACAACAGCACCACACUGGACUUGUGAUUAACAUAACGAACUGCAACAUCAACCGUGUUCCUAGUUACAGUUUCAAAGGCUUUCUCCGAGACAUUUUGCUCAAAUCACUCAAUAUUUCUCACAUCAACAGUUACGCUUUCAGCUCAAUCGAUCGAGCAGAAAGAAUCGAAUUUCGUAAUGUAAAUAUUUUAGAAAUAAGCACGCAGUCUUUCAAACAAAUUUCCGUGGAGUUCCUAUCCCUGUUGGACACCACUUUAAACAUUCUACCUGAAAGAACUAUGACAGAAGUCACAGUGCGUCAAGAAGUACGUUUGGAGUCGUUAAACAUUAGUAGGCUAGAAAGUUCAGCGUUGAAAAUAAACUCACCGAGAAACUUUCGACUAACAAAUUCUAGAAUCGGUUAUGUAGAAUCAAAUGCGUUCGAAGUAGGUACCAAAGGGGACGUUUCAAUACACGAAAACGUGUUUUCCCAUUUAGAAAGCCUCGCUCUCGCAGGGUUCCAUGUAGAAGAAAACUACCUCGAAGAAGCUGGCAAACAGGAUUUCGUUUUCGAGAACAACACUUUGAUCGAAUUCGAAAACGAGUGUCUAAAACUGAACACCUCCGGUUUUGAUCCGCGGUUGGAUUGGAUCAUGUUGAAACAAAAGUGUUCUUGUGACAGUGCCAUAUUGUGGGUAAACACUCUAGUCGUAUACCCUAACAUGCGUUUACCCAUAGACAAACUUCUCUAUUGCCUCAAUCCGACGGCGACCAGACUCAGUGACUUCCGAAGACUUUACUGUAACGUCGCUAGGUUCAGUGUAUUCGCUGUGGUCGUCGGUGUAGUUGUGGUUGUGGGAAUCGUCUCUGUGAUCUUAUUAGUAGUUUAUUGUGGAAUUCGCAAGAGAGGGAAGAAAUACAUCAACGUUCCCACGAACAACUCGGCGCUGCGAGCUCCCGAAGACAACAAACGCCACAUGUUGGUGGUUCCUGACGGGAAGACCUACAGGGAGACAGAGCUUCAUGUCAUAUUCGAGCAUGCUGAGGCCAUCAAAACCACCAACUUCGUCAAAGGGCCUGAUGAGCCCAACGGAUAAUACAGUAAAACCUACAGGGAUGUUAUGUGAUAAAACUUAAUGGUUAUUUGUUAAUAAGUUAAUAAGUGACAAGAUAAUACGCUUAUUUUAGACCUAUCUAAGAAUGUUAAAUUUAAUAGUUUAAGUUUUAUAAUAAAAAAAUAAUAAAAAAUACCAGAAAUGUUUUACUAAGAAAAUAAGUAACGGCUUAUUGAAGUGAGAUUUUAUAGUAAAAUCAUGUAAUAAAGUAUAGAUAUCAAUUGACGACUUAUUUUUCUCGAAAGAAUUAUUUUAAUAUUUAUUAGGUACUAUUUAUCGGCAUAUAGCUUAUAGUUUUAAAACAAAGGAACUAUGUACAGUAAAACAUACUUAUUACGAUCAUUACACCCGUAGUUUCUCGUUUUUUUUCAUUAUGGCAUAACGAAACCGAUCGUUUAUGAUUGUUUGAUAGUUAAAAAAACACCUACAGAUGUGUUUAUAAUUUUGCGUGUUUAGAUUUUAUUGUAAACCAAAGUGAAGUAUUAGAUAUUUCAAAAUUAUGUUGAAAUAUAUUUAUAUUAUGUUUUACUGUAUAAUAUUUCCUGCUUUACGUUGUAAUGUACCUCAAAGUGUAAAUGUAAAAAAAUAAGUUCUGCUAUACUAUCAAAUAAUAAAAUUGUAUGCAGUUUUUAAUGUUUGCUGUGAAUUUGCUUAAUUACUGACAAAGCUUUUAAGUACACCAAAAUCAUGAUUUAUUAUAAUGUCAAAUCUAUGUAUGAACAAAUAUUCUUUAAAGAAAUCUAGUUAAGAAUAUUUAUGACAUAUUUAUGGGUUAGCCAAUAAUAUUUUAUAAAAAGUACAUUUGUAAACCAAUUGUAUAUGACGUAAACAUGUAAAUUUACGUAAGUGACUAAGUAAGCUUACUAGUAAUAUACAUUUUCUCCAAUAUUUUGCAGACACAACUAAUUACAAGUAUUAACCCUGGAUACAACGAAUAUGCUUUUGAAUCUGUUGCAAACAAAAACAAACUGUUUUGAUAUCUGUUUCAUGACCAGUUGUCCAACAAUUCCAUGUUGUCUACAAAUGUUUGUUUCAAACUCAAGAGCAGUUUUCACAGUCAGGGCUUUAUUGUUUGGUAAAAAAUCCCAGAUAUUAAACUACAGUUACCAAAUAAAUGAGCCUAUUUCACUAACAGGAUUUUAAAAGUGUAAAAAUUGCAUCAAACGAAGAAUUUCUUAAAAUCUUCACCAGCAGAAAAGUAGUUCAUAAAUUUAAUGGACCGAUCCAUAAUAAUGUUUAAAUUACGUACUACGACAAAUUUAUGGUAAUUGAGGAAGCAAGUUUUUCUAUCUCACAUUACAGAAUAUUAUCUUGCAUAUCCUUUUCACUCAUUAAGGAAGGGACGGGCUGUAUAUAAUUUCUCCCUAGAGAAGAGUUUUUAUCCACCAGCGUAGGUCACGUGAUGUUUAUUCUUAUGUUUACGUUUGUCCGGCAUCGGUCGUUCACCCUACCUACCCUUGUGUUUACAUUCUAACACAUUGGAAUGUAUUGACUGGCGUAAUGUACUUGGUAGUCAGUUACACUAGUUGAAUAUAGAUUUGAUAAAUUGAUUCAAAUACUUAAAGAUGAUUUUUUUUAGCUUAUUUUAGAAAUUAAAUUAUUAAGUCAUAGGAACACAGUUCUUUAUCCAUCUAUCAUCUUAGUGGUUCAGCUGAAUUCAACGUUAAGGUAUUCCUUUUCUGGUUGAUCUAGGGGGCUAUUACUCAUGGUUUUAACUAGAUUUAAACUAUUUUUAGUAAACCAAGCUACAUAAUUUUAUCCUAUUUUUGUCCUUCAUGAUUUUAUAACCAAAGAGUAAAGGAUAUGUUUUAAACGUUAUUCUCCUUCCAAAAUUUUUAAAGAUUAGUCUAUGUCACCGUACUCUAGCCCAGCAAAUCGUAUAGAAAAAGCUUCCAAUCUCGCCAUAGGAUAAGAAUAAUAUAGAGUCAAUCUAUAUCAAAAGUCUAUAUCAAGAAGCCUACUUGAUAUAGACUAAUCCAAGGUUGAUACUAGUACUUUGAUUUACAGUGUGAAUGUACUGCAAAAUUCACUAUCACCAUCAUUAAUUUACGUAUUUUUAGUUUGCAGUAUCCAUAGUCAUCGCUCCAUAAUAAGUGGUUCAUGUUAUUACGACCUUUAAGCAAGUUGACAUCCAAACAAACAAUCUUUUGUCGCAUUCCUGUGUAAGGCAACAGAUAAAAAAUUAUUCAAUCCGUUAUAGAUCAAAAUUUUCUCAUAAUCAUACGCUAAACAACAUUUGUAUGGGUAGUAUGUAUCUUAUAUACAAAUGGCUGUAAUGUGUAGUGGAAACUAACAGCUAGGCUUGUGCUGAAUUUAGCUGCUAAUGUGCUAAAACGCAGCUAAGGUUGCUGAUUAUAGCGUCUGCUGCUGUACAAUACUUAGUACAUGCAGUUUUGCUGAGCUGAGUAACGCCCAUAGAACUACAACACGCCUACUGAUUCUAUUUUUCGGUGGUCAACAAAAGAACUAGGAAUGCAUCAAAGCAACAGUAUCAUGAAAUUGAAUUCAAAUUGACUGUUUUCUUAUUUCAUUGCAAACCUUAAAAUAAUAAUGCUCCACUCUUACAGCGAUAAAUAUCUUUAAAUUUUUGGAUUGAUGUUCUCAACCAAUGUAUAUUUUC